This is a messenger RNA of Lathyrus oleraceus (garden pea), 988 nucleotides long. Its product is annotated as pre-mRNA-processing protein 40A. Gene Ontology annotation, molecular function: protein binding; RNA binding. Gene Ontology annotation, biological process: mRNA cis splicing, via spliceosome. The record is from RefSeq and is a predicted model, not a curated record. The transcript has a single exon. Gene Ontology annotation, cellular component: U2-type prespliceosome; U1 snRNP. NCBI's taxonomy places the organism in Eukaryota, Viridiplantae, Streptophyta, Magnoliopsida, Fabales, Fabaceae. The coding region runs from base 317 to 988 and encodes 223 amino acids.
UAAUGUCGGGAUGCCUGUUAUUCAGGGUCAGCAAUUGCAGUAUUCUCAACAAAUGCAACAGUUGCCUCCAAGACAAAUUCAGCCCGGCCAUCCCGUUUCUUCACCACAGGGUAUACCUAUGCCAUAUAUUCAAACAAACAGGCCUUUGACAUCUGUACCACAACAUGCACAGCAAGUUGUUCCCCACCUAAACAAUCAUAUGCCUGGUUUGGUUGUUUCAGGAGCACCUCCUCAAUCUUCAUAUACUUUCACACCAUCUUAUGGCCAACAGCAAGACGAUGCUAAUGCGUUGCCCCAAUACCACCAUCCACCUUAAAUGCUUGCAUCUCCUGCUGGUCAACCUUGGCUGUCCUCAGUACCUCAGAGUGCUGCAGCGGUUACAUCAGUACAGCAGGCUGGAGCUCAAUCAUCUGGUACUGCGUCAAGUGAUACUGCAGCUAAUACCACUAACCCGAAUUCUGCAUCUGAUUGGGCAGAGCAUGCUGCUGGUGAUGGGAGAAGAUACUACUACAACAAGACUACAAGGCAAUCUAGUUGGAAAAAACCUUUGGAGUUGAUGUCACCUCUUGAGAGGGCUGAUGCAUCAACUUUCUGGAAAGAGUUCACUGCUUCAGAUGGAGGAAAGUAUUACUUCAAUAAGAUUACUCAGCAAUCAACGUGGACAAUACCAGAAGAACUCAAGUUGGCUCGUGAGCAAGCACAAAAAACUAUUAGCCAGGGAAUGGUGUCAAAUGCAAGUGAUACAUCCAAUGUUACUGCUGCUAUCGCGGUUUUCACAAUCCUAGUUCUUCUCCUGCUUCGGUUUUUUAAGCGCAGCAAGCCUAACACCAUUAUGUUGACAGGACUCAGUGGGAGAGGCAAAAUCAAACCAAAGCUCACCAAUUUGACUGCAGUAAAAAAAAGUAGGGUUAAUUACCAAGCGUUAAAAUUUCAGAAAAAAUCCCAAAUUGGUAUUGAGACGAAGUUAGGACGAAAAGUGUGUAGCUAA